Molecule: messenger RNA, 522 nt
Organism: Candidula unifasciata
Lineage: Eukaryota; Metazoa; Mollusca; Gastropoda; Stylommatophora; Geomitridae
Source: the annotation of a GenBank genome assembly
CAUACCAAGAGAGGUAUUUCCUGCGAUGCUUGGAGUGCUUACUUUACAGAUGGGAAAUCUAACCAUCCGCCCAACACCCUUUUCACCUGGUACUUUGCAAAUGCACAGUGGAUGAAAAGUAAUGGAUUUGGGAGCUCAAACACCUUUCCAGUGGCUGUGGAAGUUCAACAAGAUACUACGAGUAGAUAUUUGAUACAGAUUGUUACUAUGAGAGAUAACCAACCAUCGUAUUAUUAUUUUCUUUUUGGCUGGUCGUUUUCUUUGAUUUAUUGUUUGUGUCCGUUCCGGGUGUAUGUACGUUGUCAGCUGAUCGUUUUCAUUGAUUUAUUGUUUAUGUCCGUUCUGGGUGUGCAGCCUACAAGCGCCUCUGACAUUAUUGUUAUCUUUAAACUCUUGGAUAUUGCAUCCAUCAACACCCAGGGAGACGUGACACUGGCUCAGCGUGAUGCGCCCAAUUCUCAGAUUCUGGCAGAUCUGUGUCAGUCAAUCAACAGUGGCAACUUUGUCAUUGAAAUCACCAGU